CAAUACUAUUGCAAUCGUGCAGCUGUACCGCUCGGAUGUUAGCAAGCCACAUUUCGCUCCCCAAAACUGCCGUAUCAGGAAACAGAACACAGUUUCUACAUCCUGCCGCACUUGAGGCGUUCCAUCAUAUCCGAGACAGGGAACAAGGCGUUCGGGAUGCAUACCGGUGCCCUGAUUUUUAUUCUGGCAGCCCUUCCGCGGGAGAUGCUGUUGAGAGUGCCUCGUUUCGUGAUACGAAGAUGGUGGUGUCUCGGCACCGAAAAUCGUUCUGGUUUACAAAGAUGUUUACAGUGCCUGUUGUCAGAACAGCUGUCACGAGUUGAUCACUGCUUCCUGGACAUCGCUCUUGCCCAAGAGUCAGCCCAAUAUGACUCUUACUGGUCGUCAACGGGGCCUGAGUUGACCACAAUAUCUACCGCGGCCGCGACUUCUACACAUUCUACAGACCCCUAUUAUAAGGAAGCUACUGGUGCUCUGUGGAAGAACAAUGUUCACGAUAAGGUCCAUUUACCUGCGACAACAGCGACUACUGAAGUUCUCCGGCGGUCCGGGGAGCUUUGGAAGGGGAGAGAACACGAAGAGGUAGACCUAGUAACGGGUCUCUCCCGGCGAUCUGGCGAACUCUGGCACGGAUUGGAACAUGAGGAGGUUUCCGCUUCCCCUAAUCUUUAAGCUAUUCCGAGGCAUCCUGAAUCUGGUAUUGAUUAUUCAUGAUUGAGGGACUCCAAGCCUUGCUGCGUAUGCGGAUAUACAGCAAGUUAGCUACUUUGAGCCUUUGCUGUUCAUUACCGACCUUCGCAUUAUUCUUUUUUUGGCCAAGUGCUACCUUGUAAUUAUUAAUACCCAUCAUACAGCGGGACCUGUGGGCCUCUGAGGUCAUACCUCACUGUAUACCAGUCCACUUUGCUUCAAUAGACAUCUGAUUACUUUUAUUUUGUUAAGUUACUUAUGACUGUUUAUGUUUGUUGUACAAGUGGAAAUGUACUUGUUAUUUCGUGGAACUCAUACCAA
Molecule: messenger RNA, 1011 nt
Organism: Suillus subaureus
Lineage: Eukaryota; Fungi; Basidiomycota; Agaricomycetes; Boletales; Suillaceae
Exons: 6
Coding region: 157-672 (171 amino acids)
Source: RefSeq, a predicted model, not a curated record